UAUUAUUUAACGAUUGGAGGAUUUCCACAAGUACAGGGAGAAACUUGGCGACGUAGGCGAUGCGGCGACUAUAUAAUUAGAAAUCAAGCGGCAUUUCGUCUUCUCUGUACUUCUUUGUAAUCCAUACACUACUCUCACUCUGGUCGUGUGCGUGUGGAUUGAAAUGUCAUUAAUCUGUAUUUUUUGAUAUUAAAAAAACGCGAUCGUCAUUGGCAUUGCUGUGUUUUCUCAAUAGUCCACUAGCUACACGUACAUCCACAGUGCGCAGCGGUUAGUAAGAAGAAGAUAAGAUGGCAGUAGUUGUGCCGCGUAAUUUCCGGCUCCUGGACGAGCUGGAAAAAGGACAGAAAGGCGACUGCGCAUCCGGAGUUACAUGGGGGCUCGAGAAGCCAGACGAUAUCUCACUCACCUACUGGAACGGCACGAUAUUCGGUCCACCAGCAACAGUUUUCGAAAAUCGUAUAUAACUACUACUGCUUAUGGUUUAUUUCAUGCCUACCACUGGUAAUCUUGCUCUUUUUGUGUUGCAAUCAUAUUUGUUUUGGAUGAAAAAAAGCGUUCUAGGGAACAGUGAAGUAAUGCAAAGAAAAUACAAGAAAUGAUAAAGCGAUUAUCAUUUUCAUUAUCCUUUAGCUCUCAACUAAAGAUCUUAAUUUUUCAGGUAUCUAUUCCCUUUCGGUUAUCUGCGGUGAGAAAUAUCCGGACGACCCGCCAAUUAUUAGGUUCAACACACAAAUCAAUCUCGGAUGCACGGACAAGAACGGAUGCAUAAAGGUAAAGACUACUUUUUCUCAAGCCUAUUGCAGAACGCUUUGUUCAGCUGUAGUAAUCGUCCACUGCUUUUCUCUUCAAAUACGAACUUUCCAUCCUGUUGUAAGCGCACUGGGCCAACUGCUCGUUUUCCUAGGAUAGUGCAAGGAAAAGUGAAUCCCACGAAAUGAAUGUAUUGCACACUGGACGCACUUAUCUUUAUACAUGAGAACCUCCAUAUUGAUCUUUUUAGGACGCGUGGCCGCUUCUGGCACAGUGGCGAAGAGAAUACACGUUGGAAACAAUAUUGAGCAGUCUUCGACAGGAGAUGGCAUCAGGCGGGAAUAGAAAACUUCCACAACCCCCAGAAAGCAGCAUGUACGCCGACGCAUAAUAAUUUUUCCAUAUUAGACAUAAUAAUUCUCUGCUAUGAAUAUAUUUCGCUGGGGGAACCCCCCUCCUUGAGCAGGUUUAUUAUGAGAGUUUUUUGAUUGGCAGAUGCAGGUUCCUCAAUACUUAGAACGUGUAGCAGAUGGGCCAUUUGAUUAUAAACUGGGGAUCAAACAACCUCCUUCAUAGCUUCCACUUGAUGCGCCUCCGUCCAAAAAAACAUUGAGUGGACGUACUAUAUGGGUCGCCACAUGAUAGGCAUUCCGACUUUCAAAAAAGAAAUGGGAUUCAACAGGGAGCAUUGUACUCGCGCCCUGCUGCUUUAUGCAGAGAGGUGGAGACGUGCGGUAGCACGCAUGAAGGUGUCCAUUUUUUUGAGAAAGUAAGUCGUCAGUCGUGUGUAGGCAGGAGCAAACAACAACAUGGGACAACGUCGCGUUUUGUACCGUUCGUCCGAUGCAGAGGUACUUCAUCAUGAUUUUUGGUCGGAUCACGCUAGCUGUUCAAAGUGGAUCUACAUGUUUCUACCGACGGAAGUGGUUGGACAAGUUUGUGAUCCUAUCGUCCUUUCUAGCACGUGAGUGUCAGGGCUUAUGAUCCAAUGGUGAAGAAAAAAUCGAGACCAAAGAUUCCUGGUUUGAUACACGACAUGGCCUCCGAUCAUGUAUCUGC
Messenger RNA from Amoebophrya sp. A25, 1812 nucleotides. The record is from the annotation of a GenBank genome assembly. NCBI's taxonomy places the organism in Eukaryota, Dinophyceae, Syndiniales, Amoebophryaceae.